This is a messenger RNA of Echinococcus granulosus, 528 nucleotides long. RefSeq lists its product as hypothetical. The record is from RefSeq and is a predicted model, not a curated record. The transcript has 5 exons. Lineage: Eukaryota; Metazoa; Platyhelminthes; Cestoda; Cyclophyllidea; Taeniidae. The coding region runs from base 1 to 528 and encodes 175 amino acids.
AUGUUGGACCAUCCUGGUAACGACUUCACAUUAUGCGGCGUCACUGUUGCAGCCGUAACAGCUACACCGGUCACUGGAAAUAAUUGGCAUCAAGCAAUAUUUGAAAGCUAUUGCAAUUCACCGGAUAUUUACAAGCGAACGAAAUUUGUUGACAGUAUUGACUGCGUAGCUCAAGAGUUAGUAAAAUCAUUUUUAAAAAAUUCUUCAGACGAAAACUUUAUGUUUGCCCUGACGCAGAAGGAGAAAGUGGAAGCAAAUGAGACAGAAGAGGGAGACGAAAAUAAUGAAGGUCCUUUUAAAAGGAAGAGAGAUGUUAUUGUUACUAAAUUACCUAAGCAAACUUCCAUUUGUAUUUUAGCACAGGUUUUUCAAAAGACCAUUUACUUGGAUGCAUCGAAGUGUCCAUCAUUUUGCAUAUUCUUCUCGUCUGCAUUUGUUCAAAAACUUUAUAAUAGUGGCAAUUACUUCAAAACAUUUAUGAGGAUUGAAACUUACAAGCAUAGACUCGAACGAUUGCUAUUUAUUUAA